This is a messenger RNA of Naegleria gruberi, 1950 nucleotides long. RefSeq lists its product as uncharacterized. The coding region runs from base 1 to 1950 and encodes 649 amino acids. The transcript is spliced from 4 exons. Gene Ontology annotation, molecular function: ATP binding; ATP hydrolysis activity; ABC-type transporter activity. Gene Ontology annotation, biological process: transmembrane transport. NCBI's taxonomy places the organism in Eukaryota, Heterolobosea, Eutetramitea, Acrasida, Naegleriidae. Gene Ontology annotation, cellular component: membrane. The record is from RefSeq and is a predicted model, not a curated record.
AUGGUAAAAUUUAGAAAGCAGAAGAAGGAAAAUCCAGCCGAGUUCAAAGAUGAUAGAGAACCAAAUAUUAGAUUCCCAAUCUUGUUGAUGAUUAAGAUUGUGGGAUGGGAAAUGAUUUGGAUUAUAAUAGGAAUGGUUGGAUAUGCUUGCUUUGGAGCAAUGCCUCAUAUCUUUAACAUUUUGAUGGGUGAAUUAAUUAAUAUUGUCGUUGGUGCAGAUGUCACUGGUAUAGAAAACAAAAUUAACAAUUUGGCCAUGUGGAUGGCGAUAAUAGCAGCCAUUGCAGCAAUUUUAACGUGGAUUGGAGGAUCAAUGAUGGCUUAUUCAUUCGAAAGAAUUGGUAUCCGUUUAAAGAAUGCCUAUAUUGAGAGUUUGAUGAAGCAAGAAAUUGGCUACUUUGACAUGAAGAGAACUGGUGAAUUAAUGUCGUGGAUGACUGAGUCUAUGGAACAAAUCCAAGACAGUUUCAGUAACAAAUUGGGAAGAGCUACUCAAUUCUUUGUUCAAGUAAUUUUGGGAAUUAUUCUAGCACUUGUCUUUUCAUGGAAGAUGGCUCUAGUAAUGAUUUCAUUUGCCCCAGUUAUCAUUUUGAUCAUGUUCAGCUCUGGUUUGGCAUCUCAGCUCAUUACCAAGAGAACUCUUAAAAUUUCAAACCAAGCUUCUGCCAUUGCCAAUGAAGUCAUAGGAGCUGUUCGUACGGUUAGAUCAAUGGAUUCAGAAAAUAAGGAAAUCAAUAGAUACAAGGAAAAAUUGUGGAGUGGUAAUUUGUUGUACGUGCUUAGAGCUAUUAUUUUGGGUGCACCAAUUGGAGCUCAAGAAAUCAGUAUUUGGGGUGUCCUUGCAUUGGGUAUGUGGUGGGGAGGUCAGUUAUUGGUCAAGUCAGAAAUUGCCUUUGCCAACAUGUUCAGAGUUUUUACCUUAUUGUUAAUGUCAGUCUUGGGUAGUUCUCAAAUUAUGGCUGUAAUUCCAGAUUUGACACGUGCCAUCCAAUCAUCAAAGAACUUGCUCAAAGUUAUUCGUAGAAUUCCAGCCACGAGAUUUGAUGGUGGAAUUACUCCUGAUAGAAUUAUUGGUGAAAUUGAAUUUAAGGAUGUUUCCUUCUCCUACCCAACCAGACCAAAUAUUCAAGUAUUGAAGAACUUUUCACUCACUAUCAAACCUGGUCAAGCCAUCGCUUUGGUUGGUAGUUCAGGCUCUGGUAAAUCAACAAUUAUUAGUUUAUUGGAAAGAUUCUAUGAACCACUCAGUGGUAAAGUUAUUUUGGAUGGAAAUGAGCUUUCAGAAAUUGAUCCUCAUUGGCUCAGAACUCAUGUUGGUCUAGUUGGUCAAGAACCUGUUUUGUUCUCUGGAACAAUUAAGGAAAAUAUAUGUUAUUCCAUUAGAAAAACAUCCAAUGAUCCAUUCCCAAGUGAGGAAGAAAUUAUCAAUGCUGCCAAGGCUGCUAAUGCUCAUGACUUUAUUUCUGCACUUCCUGAUGGAUAUAAUACAGUUUUGGGUGAACGUGGUGUUUCUCUUUCAGGUGGUCAAAAACAACGUAUUGCUAUUGCUAGAUCAGUGAUUCAAAAUCCUGAAAUUCUAUUACUCGAUGAAGCUACCUCUGCUCUCGAUACCAAUUCUGAAGCAGUCGUUCAAGAUGCUCUGAACAAACUCAUGAAGGGAAGAACUACUAUUGUCAUUGCUCACAGAUUAUCAACCAUUGUAAAUUCUGAUUUAAUUUGUGUAUUCCAUAAGGGUGAAUUGAAGGAACAAGGUACACACGAUCAAUUGAUGAAUUCUGGUGGUCUUUAUGCUGAAUUGGCAAGAAAGCAAAUGAUGAAGAAGCAAGACAGUAGUGAAGAAUUGACCAAGGUUGCAGAAGAUGAAAUUGCACUUGAAACCCCUUACAAAUCACAAGCUACUUUUGAAACAGUCGAGUCCAAGGAAUCACUCACUUCCAAUUCUGAUGAAUAA